UGUUGACUGUGAAGUGCAGCACGGACGCCAUCUUGAGGAGACCCCGAUCUCAGCGCUGGGCUGGUGACAACACGCUCAUCAUGACGGGAUUACUCACUUCCAAGUAAAACGGCAUCAGUGUUGGGUUGCAGGCGUUGAGCGGAGAGAAGAGGAUCUGCCUCGGCGACGGUUCUCCGCUGCAGGCUGUUUUUAGAGCGAGGCCGCGCUGUAACCCGAUGGCCGGCUAGCUGCUGUGUGGAUACGCCGCGGCCUGCUCGGGAGGAGGAAGGGUGGUGACGGCGCAAAAUGCUUCACCGCUGACUCCCAAACAGACAGUCAUCCUGCCCAGAGACUCGCUGCGAGUUGGUCAACGAGCACGAUGCACUUAUAGAUUUCUUCGAAAAGGAAAAACGCUCUGUACUUUCAGAUUUAGUUUUUAUUUAUCGCUGUGUGAACGACCCGGACCGCCGUCUUGCGUACCCUGAAUCCCCAGCCGGAGACAUGUCAUCCAACUGCACCAGCGCAGCGCCCAUCAGCGCCAGCAAAACCAAGACGAAAAAGAAGCAUUUUAUAGGACAGAAAGUGAAAUUAUUCCGCGCCAGUGAGCCCAUACUCAGCGUUUUAAUGUGGGGUGUCAACCAUACGAUUAACGAGUUAAGUAAUGUGCCUGUACCAGUGAUGCUGAUGCCAGAUGACUUUAAAGCCUACAGCAAGAUCAAAGUGGACAACCACCUAUUUAACAAAGAAAACCUGCCUAGUCGCUUUAAGUUUAAAGAGUAUUGCCCCAUGGUGUUCAGAAACCUGAGGGAGAGGUUCUGCAUUGAUGACCAGGACUACCAGAACUCUCUGACCAGGAGCGCCCCGCUCAACAGCGACACCCAGGGCCGCUUCGGCAACCGCAUCCUGUCCAGCUACGACCACCGCUUCGUCAUCAAAACCGUGUCCAGUGAGGACAUCGCUGAGAUGCACAACAUCCUAAAGAAAUAUCACCAGUUUAUAGUGGAGUGUCAUGGCAACACGCUGCUCCCUCAGUUCCUGGGCAUGUACAGGCUAACGGUGGACGGGGUGGAGACGUACAUGGUGGUGACCCGGAAUGUAUUCAGCCAUCGGCUCACCGUACACCGCAAAUACGACCUGAAGGGUUCGACAGUCUCAAGGGAAGCCAGCGACAAGGAGAAGGCGAAAGAGCUCCCCACUUUCAAAGACAACGACUUCUUGAAUGAAGGCCACAAGCUGCAGAUAGGAGACGACAACAAAAAGUACUUUUUGGAAAAGCUAAAACGGGAUGUAGAGUUCCUGGCCACUCUGAAGAUCAUGGACUACAGUCUCCUGGUGGGCAUCCAUGAUGUGGAGCGGGCGGAGCAAGAGGAGAUGGACGUGGAGGGCACGGGGGAGGAGGAGGAGUACGAGAACGACGGGAUGGGAGGAGGCGUGUUAACGGGCUCUUUCGGCACGCCUCCCGACAGUCCCGGAAACCCUCUGAACUGCGGCGGGUUUUUCGGCCCCGGGGAGUUCGACCCCUCUGUGGAUGUUUACGCGAUCAAGAGCCAUGACAGUGCUGUGAAGAAGGAGGUAUACUUCAUGGCUAUCAUCGACAUUCUCACACACUAUGACGCUAAGAAAAAAGCUGCACAUGCUGCCAAAACUGUGAAACAUGGGGCGGGGGCCGAGAUCUCGACAGUGAACCCGGAGCAGUACUCCAAACGAUUCUACGAGUUCAUGUCCAACAUCUUAUCGUAAACAUCAUCUUCCAGUCCAGCCAGCUGGUCUCUCCCUGUCAGAUCUGUCAGAUGCCACGCCCACGCGCGCACACACACACACACACACACACACACACACACACACACACACACACACACACACACGUUUCUCUCCUCCCUCACCUCAGUGUAGGUCAGUCUCCCAUCGUUAAAACUAAACCACCUCUCCUCAGCAUCAAGCCUGUUACACUAUCCCGACUCCACCUGUGAACCCCUCUCACUGAAUUUGGUUCCUGGUAUUCUCCCUGUGGUGUUUUUCUUAAAAAACAAACAAACAAAUAAACAAACAACAAAAAAAGAACCUGCUCUCCUUCAGCCACCUUGUUGCUCCUCACGCCAGCACGGAAACUGUCUCACUAAUGCCUUGAAUGAGUGUGUCAGCUUCAGCAGUUACCAGUUCGUUAGUAGAGUCUCUUUAGUUUCUGUUCAUGUUGUUGUUGUUCCUAUAAUUUCUAUUAGACAUACACGCACACAUGCAGCACACACGCAGAUGAAGAAAGGUCUGAUUGCAUGGCAAACUCUUCGACAGUCGCCAUCAGGCUUCUCUCUCGGUAACAAUUUUUCUUUUGUUUUUUUUACAAGUUCUUCUGAUGGAUUUGGAACGACAGGGUGAUGAACACAUGAAUAUAUAAUGGUGUAUUAAGUAAAAGAAUGCAAUAUCAAAAAAAUGCAUGGCUGACUUGUACAUGAGACUCCACCAGUUGAAACAUCAAACCACUGAACUUGGCAUCUGAGUGUUACGACUAAAACUUUUUAAAAAAAGGAAAAAAAAAUCCGUGUUUGAAUGUUCUGUUGCCAUAUUGUUUCUGAAUAUUUUUCCAAUUUAACCGUGAACUUGGUGGAGGUCGGUCAAAGAGGACAAAAAAACAACAAAAACAUUCACUUUAAAAAGGGGAAUUCUGCAGCAAAUACUUGUUUUAUUACCAUAAGGAUCAUUUUUAUAUCUUGUUUACAUUAAUGUAGCAACUUUGUGUUUGUAUACAGUAUUGUUUUGUUACCAGCAGACAUUAGGAAAAAAGGUUACUUGAAAAUGAUUCAUUGCAUAUUAAAGGGAGUUUUAUCUUG
Messenger RNA from Haplochromis burtoni (Burton's mouthbrooder), 2804 nucleotides. Its product is annotated as phosphatidylinositol 5-phosphate 4-kinase type-2 beta. The transcript is spliced from 10 exons. The coding region runs from base 481 to 1719 and encodes 412 amino acids. NCBI's taxonomy places the organism in Eukaryota, Metazoa, Chordata, Actinopteri, Cichliformes, Cichlidae. Gene Ontology annotation, biological process: phosphatidylinositol metabolic process. Gene Ontology annotation, molecular function: phosphatidylinositol kinase activity. The record is from RefSeq and is a predicted model, not a curated record.